Molecule: messenger RNA, 1178 nt
Organism: Xenopus laevis (African clawed frog)
Lineage: Eukaryota; Metazoa; Chordata; Amphibia; Anura; Pipidae
Gene: tldc2.L
Product: TBC/LysM-associated domain containing 2 L homeolog
Exons: 6
Coding region: 108-911 (267 amino acids)
Biological process (GO): response to oxidative stress
Cellular component (GO): nucleus
Source: RefSeq, a predicted model, not a curated record
CAGGUAACAAGUUUAGUUUUGUCAUGUAUCCCCUUUAAGAAAUUAUAUAUUUGUGGUGCAGGGAGCAGUUUAUAGCAGAAUGUGUGUUGUGUAAAUUCAUGUGACCUAUGUCCGAUCUAGAGGAAGCUUUGUGUUUUUACUGCCAGAGUGAGAGUAAUUGCAGUGCUUUGGGUGUGUUCAACACAGGGAACAAUCUCCCCAGACAGGCAACAAGUUCUCUCCUCAUCAGAAUUGCUGCUGACAGCUCUGGGAACAUGAAAACUGUGCGCUGCUCCUAUGCUCCGCUGGAGAAUAACCUUGAUGAGGCACUCUCCAGCGAUGACUCGGAUUUUGAAUGCGUUCAUGAGUCCGAAAAACCAACAGAGAUGAAAGGGAAAGCUAAAGAAGAGCAGUGUGACCCCGUACUGAUUGGCAAGAGCCAGAUUUUAGGGCUGGAUGACAUCAGGCAGAUUGGCCAGCAUCUUCCCCCGAGGGUUCUGGGAUCGAGCUGGAAGCUGAUGUAUAACACAGAGAAACAUGGUUUCAGCCUAAAGACUAUGUAUCGAACCAUGAACUCUGUCAGCUCGCCCGUACUACUGAUUGUGAAGGAUAACGAGGGGAAGGCGUUUGGGGCCUACUCUACAAUUAAACUCCGCAUCAGCAGUAAUUUCUAUGGUACAGGGGAAACUUUCCUGUUCAGUUACUCACCAGAUCUACAGGUGUUCCGAUGGACGGGUGAAAAUACAUUCUUUGUAAGAGGUGAUGUCGAAUCCUUAACAUUUGGAGGAGGAAAGUGUGGAAGCAUCGGCCUAUGGCUGGAUGGAGAUCUGUAUAAUGGAAGGAGCCAAAGAUGCGAAACUUUUGAUAACCAGAUUCUGUCUACCUAUGAACAGUUCUACAUACACAGCCUGGAGGUCUGGGCUUUCACCUGAACUCUCAUCAUCUCUCUCUUGCCCAAGACACACUGGCAUCUUCUCUGCCGGCGGAGAAAAUGCCCAGCAGACCAUCAGUCCAUCUGGAAUGCUGCAGAACUCUGUACUGUGAAUGGAUUUGUGCUGGAAACCAACAACCAGCUUUAAACUUCAUAACAAGCUACCAUGUACCAUCCGUCUGUAUGGGUUUCUUUUCAGACCUUUAAAGGAGACUUAUGUAAAAAAAACAAGACUGUGCCAGUGCAUUAAAAUUAUAGAAGGAAUGUG